CCAGGCGUGGAUGGAGCGCGGCGGGCCGAGGCGGAAGGCGCCGUCUUUUGCCCCUUGGCGCUUGGGCCGAGCUGUUUGUCGGGGUAGUAAAGCCCUCCGUUGCCUUGCGCGGGGUGUGUGUGUGUGUGUUGGUCCAACUCUGGCUCCGGCAGGCUGAGGCGCGGGACGGGGGAAAGGCGCCUGGCUACAAGCUACCUUUGCAGGGGACCUGUCGUGUUCCCUACCGAGGACGCAGCUGUGUGCUCGCCUCCUCCCUGGCGCCCCCCGAAGGGUAAAGGCACAAUGCUACAUCACCUGACAUUUCUCACUGGAAUGUUGCUUGUAUGCAGAGAGAUACUUGCAGUUCCCUGGUGUUCAGUAGAAGGAAGUAUUGCAUACUAUGACAUGUGCAACUUCACUCAAGUUCCUCCUGUGCCUGAAGACAUUGUUACACUUUCUCUAAACUUCAAUUCCAUCCAGAAAGUAAAUGCCAAGUCCUUCCCAUUACUGGAGGAAUUGCAGAACUUGUUACUGGGAACACAGUUGGUUUCUCCGGUAACCAUAGGAAAAGAGGCUUUUAGAAACUUGCCAAAACUUCAGCUACUGGACUUAGGUGGCAAUAAAGUUGUUCAUCUGGAUCCAGAUGCAUUUGUGGGCCUACUGAACUUGCAUACACUUAAACUGUAUUAUAAUGAACUUACAGAGUCUAUUCUGGAAGGAGAUUACUUUCGAGAUCUGGUCUCUUUGGAAUAUCUGGAUCUUGAUUUUAAUAAGAUCACUCGGCUUCAUCCUCACCCUUUAUUUUACAACAUGACAUACUUGAAGAUUCUGAACUUGAAGUUAAACCGUAUUGAAACCAUAUGUGAAGGAGAUCUUGAUAGCUUUCAAGGAAAGGAUUUCAAACUGUUAAAACUUAAUUCUAAUCACUUGUAUAGCAGAAAUUUAGUGGACUGGACAAGUUGUGGGAAUCCUUUCAAGAAUAUUAACAUUGAAACAUUGGACAUUGGUAAUAAUGGUUGGAAUAUAGCUAUAGCACAGCAGUUCUUUAAGGCUAUUCAGGGAGUACCAAUUCCAUUUUUGAAGCUGUCUUCUCACACCAUGGGAGCUUCAUUUGGCUUUAGAAACUCCAAGGAUCCUGACAGUAGUACAUUUAUUAGUCUUGCCACAAGUGGCCUUCGCUUACUCGAUAUUUCAAAUGGCUAUAUUUUUUCUCUUAAUUCAUAUGUAUUUCAGUAUCUUCACACUCUCGAGUUGCUUGAUCUUAACAACAAUAAAAUAAAUCAGAUUCAGGACGCAGCAUUUUUUGGGCUCAGGAGCCUGAAACAUCUAAAUCUGUCCCAUAAUCUACUAGGAGAACUCUUGGAUUACACUUUCAAAGGACUUGAUAAUGUAAUUGAUAUAGAUUUGAAACACAAUCAUAUUGGGACAAUUGAUCGGGCUCCAUUCAAAUACUUGCUAAAACUUCAGACACUGGACCUCCGUGAUAAUGCCCUAAAAGCAAUAGAUUUACUUCCUCCAAACCUCUUGUUUGUUCUACUAAGUAGCAACCGGCUGGGGUCUAAAAUAAAGGCUAUAAAUGCUACCUUCCUUGACCUGGGAGAAAACAGGUUGGAAGAUCUGGGUUACCUCUAUGUAAUUCUCCAAUUUCUGUUUCUGCAGUAUGCAAUUUUAAGAUAUAAUCGUUUAUCUUAUUGCUACAAAUAUAAUAAUAUACCUGAAAACAAUCAAUUAAUCUACUUGGAUCUGGGCAACAAUAUGUUAAGGCUUGUAUGGGAAAGCAAGUCCUGUUUGGAUGUAUUCAAGGCACUUUCCAAGCUUGAAGUCCUCCAUCUCAAUCAUAACUAUCUGAGUUUUCUUCCAGAGGGCAUCUUUAGUGGACUGGUAUCACUGAAGAGGCUUAACUUGGCUUCUAACAUGUUGACUUACAUCUCUCAUGGUGCCUUCCCUAAAACCUUGAGGAAACUUGAGUUAUCAUCAAACCAGCUGCUUUAUCCAGAUCCUGAGCUCUUUGCCACUCUUGACUAUUUGGACCUCACCUUUAACAGAUAUUACUGUGACUGCCCUUUAAGUAGUCUGAUUGUGUGGCUAAACCAAACCAAUGUCUCUAUAGCUGGAUCACAAAAUGAAAUGUUUUGUUUUGGACCCCCUUUUCUAGCUGGUGUGUCCCUUUAUGAACUCUCUGUAGGUAACUGUGAUGAAGAGAAUAUGUUAGAAGCUCUACAGUUCACACUCUUUAUCUUUACCUGUGUUACUGUGACAGUGUUCAUGGUGGUGGUGGUGGUGUAUACUCGCUUUAGAGGGACUUUUUUUGUGUGGUAUAAGACUAUAACAAGAGCAGUCUUGAAUGAUCCCCAGCCACAGCUGGAUGGAAAGAUGCAUAGAUAUGACGCCUACCUAUGCUAUAGCAGCACAGACUUUGAGUGGGUCCAGAAAUCUUUGAUAAAGCACCUUGAUAACCAGUACUCUGACAAAAACAGAUUUACUCUCUGUUUUGAAGACAGAGAUUUCCUACCAGGGGAAGAUCAUAUAGACAACAUUCGUGAUGCCAUUUGGAAUAGUAAAAAGACCAUUUGUGUUGUGACAAAGCAGUUUCUCAAAGAUGGCUGGUGUGUAGAAGCUUUUAAUUUUGCUCAGAGUAGAUAUUUUUCUGAUCUGAAGGAUGUCCUCAUUAUGGUGGUAGCUGGAUCGCUUUCUCAGUAUCAGCUACUAAAAUACCAGCCAAUUAGAGUCUUUAUGCAAAGAGGUUAUUACCUGAGAUGGCCUGAAGAUCACCAAGAUGUGGAAUGGUUUUUAAACACACUCUCACACCAAAUAUUGAAAGAAAAGACAGUUAAGAAAUCCAGGACCCUGGAACUGUGGACUAUAACUGGCUCUUAAUUGGAUAGUUGGUUAAUUUAGCUAUGCCAAUUACUCUUCUUCAAAGAAAGUGCUAGGUUCUUCCAACACAAUGGGUUGGAACCAGUGAUCUGAUCCGUUGGCAGAUGGCAGGUGGGCAUUUUUACCAUUCCCUCCCUAAUUCACAUCAGCCUGGAAUGAUGAUUUCUGGGGUUAUGGGAACUAUGUGGAUUAACAACCUCAUGAGUCGUGGGGCUGCAGUUAGAAGUGGGUGAAAUCACCCCAUCCUCCCUCUACCACAAGUGCAGCUCUAACAAAGCUAGGAGAAGGAAGGAAAUUUUUACCACUUCCCCUCUUUACUGCAGUCCCUGUGAUCUACAUGAAUCACACCACCCCAAGGAAUCAACUUUCCCAGGGCUGGAAGGGACUGCUGGCAGGAGAGGAACAUAGUGAAGUGCUGUGUUUCUUCUGCUUAGGACUCCAUUGGAUUCUACCCAUUGAGCACAAGUCUCUACAUAAGCAAGGCAAACCCUGAAUUGAAAUAGCUAUGUGAGCACUUCAGUGAUCUUUAGUUCUCCUUCUUCACUGCCAAGUGCAAGUCUAUAUGUCCAGCUCCUGCUUGAUGAAAGUGGUUUCAGUCAGCCUGAAGAAAUUUGGGUGGGGGAACCUUAGGAGUGUGCUUCAUAAUAGGGCUUCUGCCUUUUUAUGAGUCUGAUGAGUAUAAGCUCUUGUUUUAAAGAUUAAUGAUCACUGUAUUCUUAGUUAACAAGCAAUUCAAUUCCUUUCCAUAUACACUUGAAAAUAUGUUACAAAUGCUAUAACCUAUUUCUAGCCUUUGUCGUUUCAGAAAGUUUACUUAUCCCAUGUUUCAAUGUACCCUUUAUAGUGUUCAUCAUAGCUGGUGUCCUCUGCUCAUGGUCUUCUCAAUGUAAAUUUUAUUAUGUUUUAAAAAAAACCUUUCUAUAGUUGGCAUGGAUUUUUUAUUUACUGUGAGACUAUUAAAUACAACAGUUAUCUUCUAUGUCUAUUUUGGGCAACUGUGGUAACAGUUGUAUGUAAACUACCUCAAAGGCUUAGCUGGAUCAACAUCUUGGUAGGUUAAACUAAGUUUUGUACCUUCUACUGAUUUUUGUAUAUUGACUUGGGAUCGUACCUACAUUUCUGCUGGUGGAAGAGGGGGGUGGGGCCCCUCUCAAUCCCUGAAAAGGCUGAGGGAUGUUCAAAUGGCUGCUGGUUCAUUGGUCACAAGGAGGAAUUGAACAGUUUAGCUGUUUCUUGUGUUGCUUUUUUCAUAUUCAAGCAGUAUGAUGCAACUGGCAGUAUUCCAUGCAUUUGCCAAGGGGAGCACCAGUCCCCCUCUCCCUCCAAAGACCACUCAUUGCUGCUUAUUGUUUGGCAGCCAAUCAUUCAAAUAAACAG
Eublepharis macularius is the source of this 4233-nucleotide messenger RNA. RefSeq names its product toll like receptor 5 (gene TLR5). The record is from RefSeq and is a predicted model, not a curated record. Bases 283 to 2856 code for a protein of 857 amino acids. Gene Ontology annotation, molecular function: protein binding; transmembrane signaling receptor activity. The transcript is spliced from 2 exons. Gene Ontology annotation, biological process: immune response; toll-like receptor signaling pathway; inflammatory response. NCBI's taxonomy places the organism in Eukaryota, Metazoa, Chordata, Lepidosauria, Squamata, Eublepharidae. Gene Ontology annotation, cellular component: membrane.